GAUAUUACGUCUUGUGAUAUGCGUGAAUACAUAGUGCAGUCGACAUUUUACAUUCACAGACAGAUAUCUCUAAAAAAUCAGAUCAUUCUGUACAGAAGUUCAGUUCCAAUUUCAAAACUUUGGAAGGAAUUGAAAUGAUGCCUAAAGGUACUUUGAUAGACAUUAAAAUUGCCAUUAAAGAAGUCAAAGAUGCAGCUGUAGUGACAAACAAUCAAGGAACUAGUUUUGAUAAACUAGACGUCAUAAUUUAUGAUAAUACAAAAGAUUCGUUUACACUAGUAUUAUGGGAUCUCAAAUCAAAGGAGAAUAAAUAUCCAAUUAAUUCAAUUUGGUCAAUUCGUGGAGCAAAAGUAGGAGAAUAUGGUGAUAAAAAAUAUAUUCAAUGUGUAACCACGUCAACUAUAUCACAAGACCUAACAUCAGAAUUAAGUUUAAGAUUACAAUCCUGGAUAGCAGAAAAUGUAAAAUAA
Molecule: messenger RNA, 470 nt
Organism: Nasonia vitripennis (jewel wasp)
Lineage: Eukaryota; Metazoa; Arthropoda; Insecta; Hymenoptera; Pteromalidae
Exons: 4
Coding region: 135-470 (111 amino acids)
Source: RefSeq, a predicted model, not a curated record